This is a messenger RNA of Lutra lutra (Eurasian river otter), 2482 nucleotides long. It is a transcript of the gene SOWAHA, whose product is annotated as sosondowah ankyrin repeat domain family member A. Bases 422 to 2134 code for a protein of 570 amino acids. The record is from RefSeq and is a predicted model, not a curated record. Gene Ontology annotation, molecular function: protein binding. The transcript has a single exon. NCBI's taxonomy places the organism in Eukaryota, Metazoa, Chordata, Mammalia, Carnivora, Mustelidae.
AAUUUCCGCUCCUCCACCCCCUCCACGGCCCCGGUGGCAGCUGUCACCUGUAAGGCGAGCGACGAGCACGGGGGAUGGAACCUGGCGCCUAUUGGACACAAUACAAAGGCAGAAACCUACCCCGAAGGCUGGGGGCCCGGCGAGCUGGAGGCGGUGGACUCGCAAUGCGGCCCCCCGCGCCUUCCUCCGGGAGACACCCGGGCCCCACGACGCGGGCGUGACCAAGGUCCAGCUUCAGGGACACUCCCGUCCCGCCUCGGUGAAACGAUCAGGUGAGCCUGGCAAAGGAAGACCUCGCUCCCGGAACCCCUGCUCCCGCUCGUCCCAGAGGGCGCGGAGACGUGCACCUGCCCCGGCAGCGGGGUACCGAGGGCGCGUGGGAAGGGGCGGCCUCGGCUCCCCUGCGGGGCUGGACUGGACCAUGGCGCUAGCCGCCGCGGCCGCGGCCGCCGCCGCCGGGGUGAGCCAGGCGGCUGUGCUGGGCUUCCUGCUGGAGCAUGGAGGCAAGGUGCGCAACUCCGAUCUGCUGAGCCGCUUCAAGCCCCUGCUGGAUGCAGGCGACCCCCACGGCCGCGCCGCCCGCAGGGACCGCUUCAAGCAAUUUGUCAACGACGUGGCUGUGGUGAAGGAGCUCGACGGCGUCAAGUUCGUGGUGCUGAAGAAGAAGCUGCGGCCCGGAGGGGCCCCGGAGCCCCUGCCCUCGUGCGUCCCCGGCACGCUCGGGGCACCAGCCCUGCCUUCGAAGAUCACUUCCGUCUCACAGUGGGAACCGGCUGACCCGGGGGCUCCAUCCCCGGCCGCGGCGCAGCAGGCGGUGGAACCACCUGAGGACCUGGCCCCGCCGGUAGAGCCACAGGACACGCCGGGGGCUCCGGCCUCAGAGCCCACUCAGCCGGCCGGGGAGGUGUUGUUAGGUCCGGCUCAGCAGUCAGGGGCGCCCUCAGACGCCCAGAUUUCAGGCUUUGAGCUGGCCCUGCCCCCCAAGGGGCUCCCUACAGACGUGGCCCCGCCGUCUAGGUCGCGGUCGGUGGAGGCCUUGCCCCACGCAGAGGCGCGGGCCCCGGAACCUGGGCGUGGGGCGACGAAAGAAGAGCCAGCACCCGGUCGGCACGCGCAGCCGCCUCCGAAGCCCUGCAUGCUGCCUGUGCGCUGCGUCCCAGGCCCCGCCGCGCUCCGGAUCCGGGCCGAGGAGCCGAGCCUGCGCCGGCAGCUGUCGGAAGAGCCGAGCCCGCGGAGCUCCCCGCUGCUGCUGCGGCGGCUGUCAGUGGAAGAGUCUGGCCUGGGCCUCAGCCUGGGCCCGGGCCGCUCCCCGCACCUGAGGCGCCUGUCGCGCGCAGGCCCGCGCCUGCUGAGUCCGGACGCGGACGAAGCGCCCGCCGCGCCGCCACCGUCUGCUGUGCCCCUGGAGCCGACCGAGCACGAGUGGCUAGUGCGGGCGUCUGGGGGCUGCUGGACCCACCAGCUGCACGGGCUGCUGUUGCGAGACAGCGGCCUGGCGGCCAAGCGCGACUUCAUAUCUGGCUUCACGGCCCUGCAUUGGGCCGCCAAGAGCGGCGACCGCGAGAUGGCGCUGCAGCUGGUGGAGGUCGCGCGACGCGGGGGCGCGCCGGUGGACGUGAACGCGCGCUCGCAUGGCGGCUACACGCCGCUGCACCUGGCGGCUCUGCAUGGCCACGAGGACGCCGCUGUGACGCUGGUGGUGCGCCUGGGUGCGCAGGUGCACGUGCGUGACCACAGCGGACGGCGCGCCUACCAGUACCUGCAGCCCGGUGCCUCGUACGCGCUUCGCCGCCUCCUAGGCGACCCCUGCCUUCGAGGCUCUACCGAGGCAGACGUCACCAGUGCUGGUGGUGGCACUUUUGCGGCCCGGCGCCCAGUGCAAGUGGCCGCCACCAUCCUCAGUUCCACCACCAGCGCGUUUCUGGGUGUCCUCGCCGAUGAUCUGAUGCUCCAAGACCUGGCUCGAGGCAUGAGGAAGUCGGGCUCCUUUAGCAAGUUCUUGGGUGCCUCGCCCAUGGCUCCACGUAAAAAGAGUAAGGCCCGCAGUAGCCUGCCGGCUUUUUCAGAAAUCUCUCGUCGAUCUACUCCAGGACCCUUGGCUGGUCUAGUGCCCGGCCUACCCCCCACAUCCUGAGGGUCCGUGAAGCUCAGCUUGGUUGAUGUAACCCGGCCUGCCCCUCGCAGUCUAAGCCUGGCCAAAACAGCGGCUCAGCACCUGUGGCUCCAUCCUGUUUCCAGCUUUGUCCACUGAAGCCUAUUUUACCCCCGUGGGCGAACACCUCUAGCUUCUCCCUGAAGCUUGACCUGUCUCUGAAAUGGUAGUCAAGAUCUCAGUGAGAACCUUCUAUAAAGAACUCCAGACAUCAGGCUUGAACAUUGGAGGCUCAGAUUUUAGGAUCAGAGUUAAGUGCCCUGAAUGAGUUAACCCAAUACUUCCGCCAUCUACACGCUCCCAAACCAGAACUAGAGCAAGGGUCUCUUU